AUGAACAGGGGGGCGGAGUUUGGGAUCAGGGAGGCGGGGUCAGCGAGGAGAGGGAAAAGGCAUCAGAAUCAGAGACUGGUCAAUGAGAGGGCAGGACCUUGGGGCGGGUCUCAUGAAUGGGCAAAUGUGCAGGAAGCCCCAGCCAAACAGACAGAGGACACGCCCCCUGCCCAGGCCGGUGGAGGCGUUCCACUGUUUCACAUCAGUUCGUUCGCCACCAGGUUGGGGGAGAGCUACACCUAUGUAGCCCAACAUAUUAACUCCGCCUUCUCCAACGCCACCACCCGGGAAACCUCAUCCGGGAUGGUCACAGACAGGAUGAUAUCUACGAGGCUGAGGAGGAGGAGGAGAGAGGUACGCAGCCAAGUGGGUGGCACGGGCAGAGCUUCAGGCCAGCAGCUCCAGGGUGCGGAAGGUGCCGGAACAAAGCAGGAUCCCACACCUGUUAAAGCAGAAGACCCUAACACUUGGGAUGAAGGCUACCUUCAUUUCGCCCGUCGCAUCAACAGCUACUUUGGAGUCAAAGACACUGACGCAGCCCAAGAACUGUCAGUACAGAAUCCACAGGGAGCACGGUUCCGCUCAGUCACCCCAGCGAUCCCGGCCCGGGGAUCCGUCCGGGUGGGUUCCCCAACAGACUCCACCCUUGGGCGCAAGGCCCCCUCUCCAGCAGCCAAUCAGGAGGCUGAAACCUUCUGGCACAGAUCCCCCGGCCUCUUCCACAUCAGUAACCUGGCAACCAGCUUCGGGGAGAGCUACGUGCAAAUGGCGCACCACGUCAACCGUUACUUCAAGGGCCAGGGAGGCGAUGAGGACGAGGGAGAGGGGGAGGAGGGCGGUCAGCAGGCUGAUUGGAGAGAGGUGGGGUACACCUCAGACCCCCCCCAGGGAAGGACUGGGUCCUUCAUUCGGACGGCCAUCUCAGACCUUCUGGGGAGCUACGCCACUGCCUCACCUUCAGGGAUCACGUGGAGAACACAGGGCCUGUGCCACAGGGCAUGUACCGCAGGCCAGCAGAAAGUGGCGGUUGGCCGGAAGCUGGCAGAAGAGAAGACUCGGGUUCUAGUAAGAACACUUCAGCAGGCCGCCAGCCCCUCCUCUCUCCACGCCUGCAUCGAGAAGCUGAACGAACACCUCUUCCGCUACCCAGCAUGCACGCUGGUGGCCUGGCAGGAGAAGGCUGUAGCCCUGCUUCUGGCCCGGAGACGUUUCCAAGGAGACGUGCCAGAACUUCAAGAUGCCAUAAGGGAGACCUUGGCUUUGAUUGGCUACGUGGAUUCGGUCAAAGGUCGAGGAAUAAGGAUUCUGUCCAUUGAUGGUGGGGGCACAAGAGGAGUGGUGCCGCUGCAGGUGUUGAAGUGCCUGGAGGCAGCGACUGGCAGACAGGUGCACCAGCUGUUUGACUACAUCUGCGGUGUGAGCACAGGAGCAGUGCUGGCCUUCAUGCUGGGUCUGAUGCGUAUCUCCCUGGAGGAGUGUGAGGAGAUGUACCGGCGUUUUGGGGCGGAUGUUUUCCGGCAGAACCCCUUGGUCGGCACUGUGAAGAUGGGCUGGUCCCACUCCUACUACAACACAUCCGCCUGGGAGGAGCUUCUCAGGAAGAAUAUGGGUGAUACGGUUUUGAUUAAGACAGCCAGGGACCAGCUGAGCCCCAAGGUGUCAGCGGUCAGUGCAGUGGUGAACUGGGGGACCACUCCCAAGGCCUUUGUCUUCCGAAACUACAACCACGCCCCAGGGCGUCUCAGCCGCUAUGCUGGGGCUUCUGGGUACCGGCUGUGGCAGGCCAUCCGCGCUUCAUCUGCUGCUCCCGGAUAUUUCCAGGAGUUCCCACUGCACAGCGACAUACACCAGGACGGGGCGCUCAUUCUCAACAACCCCUGCGCCCUGGCCGUCCACGAGUGCCGCCUACUCUGGCCCACCCGCCCCUUCCAGUGCGUGCUGUCACUCGGCACCGGUCGCUACGACAACACCAGGAGGGGCCCGGUCACCUCGACCAGCCUGCGCUCCAAGAUCAGCAACCUGAUCAGCAGCGCCACGGACACUGAGGGAGUUCACACCCUGCUGGAUGACCUUCUGUCAAACAACAUCUAUUUCCGCUUCAACCCAAUGCUGAGUGCAGAGGUCUCCAUGGACGAGAGCCGGCCUGAAACGCUGGAUCUGCUCCAGACAGACACACAGCUCUACCUGGACCGGAACCAGCUCAAGCUGCAGCGGCUGUGCCGGGCACUGGGCCCGGAGAGGGGAGCCAUGCAGCUGGCGGAGGACUGGUUCAGGGAACGGUCCUUGGAGCUCCGGCAGCGCUGGGCCUGAGAGCAGAACCAGAACCAGCACCGGAAUCACAGGAAGGGUGCCUGAGACUACUGUCCAUCCCUCAGCGUUAGGCUUCACAUCCAAAGGACAGUGUGUGCCUCUGCAGCCUGUAGCACAGACCCUGAGGACUGUGCACACACAGAAACACAGCCACACAGAAACACACACACACAGAAACACAGCCACACAGAGACAAGCACACGCAUGGUAUGAACGAACACACACAC
Messenger RNA from Conger conger (European conger), 2537 nucleotides. Its product is annotated as calcium-independent phospholipase A2-gamma-like. NCBI's taxonomy places the organism in Eukaryota, Metazoa, Chordata, Actinopteri, Anguilliformes, Congridae. The transcript is spliced from 10 exons. The coding region runs from base 1 to 2310 and encodes 769 amino acids. Gene Ontology annotation, biological process: arachidonate metabolic process. Gene Ontology annotation, cellular component: membrane. The record is from RefSeq and is a predicted model, not a curated record.